Messenger RNA from Drosophila grimshawi, 961 nucleotides. Its product is annotated as exocyst complex component 5. The transcript is spliced from 2 exons. NCBI's taxonomy places the organism in Eukaryota, Metazoa, Arthropoda, Insecta, Diptera, Drosophilidae. The record is from RefSeq and is a predicted model, not a curated record. Bases 74 to 844 code for a protein of 256 amino acids.
CUCUGCGUAUAAAAGGUGGCCAAAGCAGACGCACUGCGCCAAAAGUAGCUCAUCCGCUGAACCCAACGAAGACAUGUUGCCAACCUCAGUAAAUUUUGUGGUAUUGCUCGCAGUGGUGCUGAUUGCCUUGGCAGAGGGUGUCAUCCAACCACUGCCACCCCAUGUGGGUCUGCCCACCCAGGAUGGCUUGACCCGCCUGUUCUUCAACUCUCGGGUGACACGUCGCGAUCCGAGAACUUCUGUGGCCUGCUUUGAGGGCUAUAUUGGUGAAUCGAAUCUGAUUGCCGAGCAGUAUAGUGGCGCCUACGGCGGUUGUCUGCACGAGGCGCAGAAUUCCCGUCAUGGCAUCGACAAAGAUUUCCUACCGAUGCGUCAUCGGAUCGAGAAGUCGGCUCAGGCCGUUUGUGAUUCGCUGAGGAUCUGCAGCCAGGUGAAUGUCACCCUGGACUCGUUCAAUUGCCAUGCCGCAGCGGGCUCGAACAACACAGUUGCUACGUACGGCAUCUCGGGAAAUGCUUCGGAGUCGGCGACACUGUUGCAGGAACGCUAUCGCCUGAUUGAUUUACAUCACGAGCAGUGCAUGACUAAGGCGGAGCGCAGCUAUGUGGAGUCUACGGCCAAAAACUAUAACUAUCUGCAAGCCUGCCUCGAUGGACGCAUUAAACCGAAACCGAUACCCAGCACCACUACCUCAACAACCACCACAACAACAACUACGACAGAGGCACCGACCACAAGCACUACAACAACCACAACGACAACGACGCCGGAGCCAACGGAGACAACGGAGGGUGUAGAUAAUCUGGAGGAUCAGUUUAAGCAGCUUUUAAACUUGUUAAACUAAUAUCGCGGCGCAUCAGAAAUGUAUUUCAAUUCUAAACAUUCCAUAUUUAUUGAGAGUAUUCGUCUCUAUCUACACUAAAGUGCAAGAAAAAAGUUAAAUUUUCAUAGCUAAUAUCAA